AUGAGUGGUUACCAAUACCUGGACGUGAAGCUGAAACUCCGUGAUCCAGAUUCCGUGACCUUGACGCCCGUUUUCCUCUGCGGCUGCACUAACUCCUUGGCCAGUAUUUUCGGCGAAAUCGGUGGCCAAACCGCGCUGGAAAUUGUGAAAUUCAGCUCUAGCCAAAAGCGAUCAAUUUUCCGGGUGCCCGAGGAUUUCCUGGAACGCGUCCGCAUAGCCAUAUCCCUGAUAGGCUACUACCAGGAGGAGCCCUGCCAUUUCCAGGUGCUAACAUCCCGAAAGCCAUUGGACUUCGAGGAACCCGACGCGGAAUUCAUAGCAUUUAACUAGGAUGUCGUUUUCCUACUGCAAGGAGUACGGCAAGGACAAGGUGAUCUUCGUCACCAAGGAGGAUCAUGCCACGGCCAGCACCAUCGAGCUGCCGCCACCGGAACAGCCGGAGGGUGUGAUCACCAAGGACGGCAAGAUCAACUGGAGUUGUCCCUGUCUGGUGGAAUGGCCACCGGUCCCUGUGGCGUCGACUUCCGCGAGGCCUUCUCCUGCUUCCAGAACAGCACCGCCGAUCCCAAGGGAUCCGACUGCUACGAGGCUUCACCAAGAUGCGCGACUGCUUCCAGAAGUAUCCCACCGUUUACAACAAUCGGCGGCGAUGACGACGACGAUGAUGCCAUGGGCGAUGCCUUGGACACGGAUGCUGGGUCUAUUGGCGGCCAGAACGCAGAUCCGCUGGCGGAUGUGGGCAAUCCUGGAGGCGGCGAUGAGGCGGUGCCCCCAAAGCAACUCGGUGGUGCCCAAGGCCUAGGUUGGAGAGCGGGUGUCGUAUUCAAAUUACUUAAAGAUAAGAGCUAGGUGUGACUUCGUACAAAAUAAAUAAAGCUUGUCAUAGUUCUGGGCCAUUCGGCUCCAAUCAUA
This is a messenger RNA of Drosophila suzukii, 912 nucleotides long. RefSeq names its product Ribonuclease P/MRP subunit p14 a (gene Rpp14a). Gene Ontology annotation, biological process: tRNA 5'-leader removal. NCBI's taxonomy places the organism in Eukaryota, Metazoa, Arthropoda, Insecta, Diptera, Drosophilidae. Gene Ontology annotation, cellular component: nucleolus; multimeric ribonuclease P complex. Gene Ontology annotation, molecular function: ribonuclease P RNA binding; ribonuclease P activity. The record is from RefSeq and is a predicted model, not a curated record.